CGCUGAGGCCGCACAGACCGGACAAUUUGAGCGCAGCUACGCACAAGAGCCAGAUCAAAGAUGCUGCUGUGGAUUCUCAUCCUGUGCCUCCAGUCAACCAGAGGCCAGCCGUCAUCAGACAUUAUCACACCGGGUCCUGCCUCGGGCAUUGUAUUGAGAGAGCAACCGGGACUCCUGAUCACGAAUUGUCGGACGUACACCCAGAAAGUAUACGUUCGACUCGACCCCCGCAACGUCUACAGAGCACACUACCCCCGCGCAGUAGCCCAGUACAGCUGGGCCGGUGCCCGUUGGACAGAGGAUUCCCUCCAGCACGCCGAGGCCGAUGUCAAGCACAUGCUCAACCAACUUGAGAAGAUGACUGUUACCCAGGCGGAACUAGGUGGACACAACCGCCGCCCCAAACGUUUCCUGGGAGCGCUGCUCGGAGCCGCCGCUGCUGUGGGAACUCUGUUCAACAUUGGUAUGUCCAGUGUCAAUGCAGUAAAUAUAGCCACUGUGAGACGGCAUGUGGCUGAAAUUCAGACUGAACUUCCACAGCUAAAAGAGCAACUCACUACACAGAGUGCAUCCUUGCAAACCAUUGGAAAGACUUUGAAAGGAACGGUGGUCAUUCUCAACACCCACAGCGUGCUUUUGAACCAGACCAUGAACUCCAUGAAACAGCUGUUCACUGUGUUCCAGAAUGACUUUGCCCAAACGCAGCUGGUCACAGCAUUAAUGACUGACAUGCUACGGGAAGUGAGUUCUUCCAUCGACAGUCUAGCCAUGGGAAGAAUUCCACCAUACCUGAUACCCCUAAGCUUGGUGCAAGAUGUGCUGGCUUCCGCCAUCACCACACCCACUGAUCCUAUGCAAAUCCACCUUGCCUACUCUCUAGGUAGUGCUAUUCCCCUUUACGUGGAUCCUGAGCAGAAGGAGAUGAGUUUCCUCCUGAACUUACCCAUCAUAGAGUCAAGCCGAAUCUACAGACUCAAAGACAUUGUUAAUGUGGGGUUCUGGAAGGAUAACACUCAUAUCAAGAUACGUACCCCUGAGGUGGUGGCGUACCAUGACAGCAACACCCAGCUGUACUUAGCCCCAAACCUGCACAUGUGCACCCUAACUAAAGACAUUCACUACCUCUGCCCCAGCAAACCAUUUCUCAGAGACAAUACUGAUGGAAUCUGCGGUUGCAACCCAUGAUCAGCGACACGCGUUGCCCUGCCGAUGCCCAGCCUCGCAGCCACGUCACCGAGACGCAAGCUGAGAUUGUAGGUGAUAGAUGGCUCGUUAACACUCCAGUACGUACCGCUACACUGACCUACGACCAGCAUGACACAGCCACCCGUGUCAAUCUGCUCGACCAGAGCAUGUGGAUUCAAGUCCCACGAGGGGCCAUCCUCCACCUCGACGAUCUGGCCUUAUACCAUCUCCGAGUGAAGAGUACCAAUCAGAACUAGAAAUCCCAUCCUUCUUCAAGAACUACAACUUCACCCUAGGUCCGGAGUUGGAACUGUGGAUUGAAAAAGG
This is a messenger RNA of Carassius auratus (goldfish), 1512 nucleotides long. RefSeq lists its product as uncharacterized. The transcript is spliced from 2 exons. Bases 61 to 1185 code for a protein of 374 amino acids. Gene Ontology annotation, biological process: fusion of virus membrane with host plasma membrane. Lineage: Eukaryota; Metazoa; Chordata; Actinopteri; Cypriniformes; Cyprinidae. The record is from RefSeq and is a predicted model, not a curated record.